CCGCAGUCAACCACUUCGGCAGCAAAAUUGGCAAAAAAGGCAAAGGGGAAUAUUAACCUUGUUUGCAUAAAAAAUGACACAAGGAAAGGUAACGACUGUUACGUGGACUGGUUAUUCUUCUCACCAUAUUUUCAAUCAAAGCUAAUAAAUUUCCUCAUUAAUCUUUCAUUGAAUUUGACCCUCCCAACCAAAUUAAAUAAAUUGCCCAAACCAACCAUGUUUAAGGAAAACACACAAAAGUUGAAAGGACCCUUUUCUUCUCUCCAAGAGUUCGAUUUGACCUCAAACUCCUUCCUUGCUGCUAAAAAAAAUUGAAGCUUUUUCCUCUUUUGUCUUGCCUAAGCAAUAUAACCUCUCCCUUUCUUUAUCCCCACCACCACCCUUUCUCUUUUCCUACUUUCUCCCUAUUGAUUCAGUCGUUUGCCAAAAAGAGUCUGCUUUUGCUCUCUUUGAAAAAAAGCCCACUUCUUGAUUCUGCAGGAGGGAAUCUCUCAGAAACCAUGGGGCUCAAGGAUCUCCAUCUCAAGCUCAAGGCACUCAGGCUAAGGCGAUUGCUCAUAGGCCACAGGAAGAAGAGAAGGGGAAUUGGAUCUGGAAAGAAACCUUCAUGGAUGAGACCAAUCUCCCAUGGCUACCAUGUUGUUGAAGACCAGCCUUCCAGAAUUGGCAGAGAAGCAGCAACAUCAGCACCAUGUGAUUCUGUUGUUGUGCAGAGAGAGCAGGUUGAGGAGAUUGACUUGUGGUUCUUUGGGGUGUUUGAUACUCAAACUGGUGAUAGAAUCACAAAGCAUUUGCAAUCCCAUCUCUUUGAUAAGCUCACCAAAGAGUCACAGGUGAGGAGAAAGAGUAAAGAGGCAAUCAGAAAAGCAUAUCUUAGUGCAAAAGCGAAAAUCAGAGAGGGAUUGAAGCCAGACGAGAUUCUGAGAAUUGGGUCGGCGUCAGCAAUGGUGAUCAAUGCAGAAAAGCUUCUUGUUGCCAGCAUGGGUGACUACAGAGCUGUGGUUUGCAGAGAUGGCGUGGCUCAUGACUCUGGUGAUAAGCACAGCUCGUCAAGAAGGCACUGGACUCGCCGACUUUUCUCAGGAUGGAACAGUGGAUCUGAACAUAAGAAGGUGAAGGGUUCUUCAGAACUCGGUAUCCGGGUUCAGAAGAUUGACUCGGAUACUGAGUUUGUAAUCAUAGGAAGCAAUGGCAUAUGGGAGGUGAUGAAGAAACAAGAAGCUGUGAGUCUGAUUCGGCAUAUGGAGAACCCACAAGAAGCUGCUGAAUGUUUGACAAUGGAGGCUUUAACUAGGAUGAGCAAAAGCUGCAUUUCUUGCCUGGUUAUUCGCUUCGACUAGUGCCAAUGCCUGCUUAUAUCGCAUAACAGCAGCUUGCAAAGUUUUAGCAGCACCACGAUUAUUUUCUAAUCUGUAGUAGUUCAUCCUAGAAAUGGUGGGAUGCCUGAUAUUUUUUUUUUCUUCCCUUUUCUAUAAUGUUUAGAGAGGCUGAUUCUAGUUUCAGAGGUUGAUUGGAAUCUCCGUAAAACGAGGGAAUAUUUAGCUGAAUGCAGCUAAAAGGCUUCUUGUACUUUCAGAUUGAGAAGUAUGCAUUGAGAUCUAUGUACCCUGAUGCCAUGUCGAUACAAACAGAGAGUUGAGGCAUUUCUAUUUUGUCGUCCACUAACAUUUGUAUGCGAUUAUAUUUACCCAAGAGUUGCAGGUGAAAGCUGUUUUAUGCCAAGAAACGAAAACAAUUUCA
Linum trigynum is the source of this 1740-nucleotide messenger RNA. The record is from the annotation of a GenBank genome assembly. Lineage: Eukaryota; Viridiplantae; Streptophyta; Magnoliopsida; Malpighiales; Linaceae.